AAACACUUUUGGAGGAAGUGCUGAUACAAGAAGGCGCACAAGGAAAGGUGUAUAAGAGGAAAUCAAAAGGAUCUCCAUUGAAAUGGCUUUGAUCAAUGGGCAGUUCUGGUACAGAUGGACAAAUGACUGCUUUUUGCUUACUAUUAUUAGUUGGGGACUCCUCUUUCAUGUGGAUGCCUGGACUUACCACUAUGGGGCCAAUUCAGACUUAACCUGGGAAGAUGCACGGACAUUUUGCCAGACCUGGUAUACUGACUUGGUAGCAAUCCAGAACAAAGAAGAAAUUGCCUACCUCAAUGAGGUCUUACCAAAACAUUCAAAGUACUACUGGAUUGGGAUCCGGAAAAUUAACAACACUUGGACGUGGGUAGGAACCAGAAAGGCCUUGACCAAAGAGGCAGAGAACUGGGCUUAUCGGGAACCUAACAACAAGCGAUCCAACCAAGACUGUGUUGAGAUUUACAUUAAGAGGGACUAUGAAGUUGGAAAAUGGAAUGAUGAGCCUUGUGGGAAGAAGAAACGGGCACUCUGCUAUAAAGCGUCUUGUCAACCUUCCUCUUGCAACGAACGAAGUGAAUGUGUGGAGACCAUUGGGAACUACACCUGCCAAUGCUAUCCUGGUUUCUAUGGCCCUUUGUGUGAAAAUGUUGUACAAUGCAACAAGUUUGGCCCUCUCCAUCAGGCCCUGCUCUUGAAUUGCACUCAUCCACUGGAGCAGUUCAGUUACAGAUCUCAUUGCAACUUCAGAUGUGAUAAAGGUUUUACAAUAACUGGCCCGGUCAACUUGCAAUGUUUGUCAUCCGGGCAAUGGACAGCAGAAGAACCUCAGUGUGCAGCUGUCCAAUGCCAGCCAUUAAAUAUCCCUGAAAAUGGAAACUUCAACUGCAAUCAUAUCCACGGGGAAUUUCAUUACCAGUCUAGUUGCAACUUUAAAUGCAAAGAAGGCUUUCUGAUCAACGGAGCAGAGACCACUAUGUGUGAAGCAUCUGGAGCAUGGAGUGCUUCAGAGCCAACCUGCCAAGUUAAGCAAUGCCAGCCAAUUCAGCCACCUGCAAGAGGAAUGAUAGAUUGUGUAAACCCAAUCGGUAAUAAUAGUUACAACUCCACUUGCAGCUUUGGUUGUGAAGAGGGCUUUGAACUUAGUGAUUCCCAGCCUUUGAUUUGCAGCGCAUCUGGUCAGUGGACGUCUCCCAAACCAACAUGUCAGGCUGUUCAGUGCCAGCCCCUAGAGGCACCUGCUCAUGGAAAUACUACCUGUGUUCAUCUCCAUGGGGAAUUUCAGUACCAAUCCAACUGCACUUUCCUUUGCACCAAGGGUUUUCGGUUAUUUGGAAGAGAGGUCACUGAGUGCACAGCUUCAGGAAAUUGGACAACUCCAGCCCCAGUUUGCCAAGCUGUCCAGUGCCAGCCAUUAAAUAUCCCUGUAAAUGGAAACUUCAGCUGCAAUCAUAUCCACGGGGAAUUUCAUUACCAGUCUAGUUGCAACUUUAAAUGUAAAGAAGGUUUUCUGAUCAACGGAGCAGAGACCACUAUGUGUGAAGCAUCUGGAGCAUGGAGUGCUUCAGAGCCAACCUGCCAAGCUGUCCAGUGCCAGCCAUUAAAUAUCCCUGAAAAUGGAAACUUCAGCUGCAAUCAUAUCCACGGGGAAUUUCAUUACCAGUCUAGUUGCAACUUUAAAUGCAAAGAAGGCUUUCUGAUCAACGGAGCAGAGACCACUAUGUGUGAAGCGUCUGGAGCAUGGAGUGCUUCAGAGCCAACCUGCCGAGCUGUCCAGUGCCAGCCAUUAAAUAACCCUGAACAUGGAAACUUCAGCUGCAAUCAUAUCCACGGGGAAUUUCAUUACCAGUCUAGUUGCAACUUUAAAUGCAAAGAAGGCUUUCUGAUCAACGGAGCAGAGACCACUAUGUGUGAAGCGUCUGGAGCAUGGAGUGCUUCAGAGCCAACCUGCCGAGUUAUGCAAUGCCACCUUUUGCAGAAUCCUAAAAAUGGGGAGAUGGCCUGCUCUCACCCAUUUGCAGAGUUUGCUUACCAAUCCACCUGUCAGUUUGCAUGUGAACCUGGCUUUCUCUUGAAUGGAACAAACACAACCUCCUGUUUGGCAACCAGGCGUUGGAGUUCUCCAUUACCAGCAUGCCAUGUUAUUGAAUGCUCAAACCUGGAUACUCCUCAAAAUGGAGAAUUAAAAUGUUCUCAUCCACAUGGAAGUUUUGCUUAUAAUUCCAGUUGUGCCUUCUCCUGUGAUGUGGGCUUUGUACGCAUUGGAACAAGUCAACUUCAGUGCACACAUUUGGGAAAGUGGUCUGCAGCCACACCCAGUUGUGAAGCUACCAAGUGCCCAUUUCUACAAAGGCCUGCAAAUGGCCAUUUAAAGUGUCUUCACCCUCAUAGCCAUUUUGCAUAUGGCUCCAGUUGCAACUUUUCCUGCAAUGCCGGUUUUCAACUGGUUGGGCAAGCAACACUUGAUUGCACAGCAUUAGGAAACUGGACUCAAGAAAUGCCUUUCUGUAAAGCUGUCCAAUGCCCACCCCUGAAAAACCCAGAGAACGGCAAAGAAAAUUGCUCUAAUCCUUAUGGACAUUUUGCAUAUUACUCCAGCUGCACCUUCUCCUGCGACUCUGGGUUUGAGUUAGCCGGAUCAGAGAAGCUGAACUGCACAAAUCAGGGAAACUGGACUGGAGAGACACCCAUCUGUGAAGCCAUAAAGUGUCCCCCCCUUAAAGAGACGGAGAACAUGAAAAAGAACUGCUCCCAUCCCUGGGGCCCCUUCAGCUACCGCUCCGCAUGUCGCUUCUACUGCACCGAGGGCUCCACUCUCAAUGGAACGAGUAGGAUGCACUGCCAACCUGAUGGGCGGUGGUCUGCUGAGAUGCCUGUUUGUCAAGAAAACGCGGCCAAUUACCUAAAGCAAGUUUUGCUCUAUGCUGCUGGAGUCACAGCAUCCCUUGUUGUUUUGAUGAUCUCUGGGGGUCUGAUAGCCCUAGCAAUUAAGCGUCUUGGCAAAAGAGAGGAGAAAAAGAAGCUGUUAAGUCAUAGCAGUGAGUUGGGGGUACCUGGUACAUAUUCCAAUUCAGGAUUUGACUCGAUCUCCUGAGAACUCAUCGAGAACAUGCUAUGAAGAAAAAUGCUGAUGCAAUGGAAUAUUCAUACAACUCAUUCAGUUCUGUUAAUAUUGAUUAAGAUUUGAGCUCAUUGAAAGUCAGAGAAAAUAAAUUAAUAUUUGAAACAUGUAGCUUUAAAAGCUAAAUUACAAGCUUCCAUUCACCAUCCAGUUGCAGCACUUAAAGGACCUCAAAACUUACUAGAAUUCAUUGUCAUUUAUCUUCUGGCAAGAUGUUCUGAAAUGACCUAUGUUCUUCCCAUGUUUUGGAUUUUUAACUACUUAUAACAUUGCUAACCAUUAUUGCUAAGAAGAUGCUGUACAUAUGCAAAGAAGUCUUUUUGGGAAAUUGUGGCUGAUUUUCCAAGAUAUUUCAACAUUGAGUUAAAAAAAGAAGAAGUGCAGAUUUAAAAAUUGUUUCUAUUUUCUUGUAUCAAGAUACAGAUGUAAAGACUUAAUAACUCUUGCUUCUUUCAAUGCUUGGUUUUCAUAAUACAAAAAAAUAUACAAAAAAUAGACAAAAGACAACUGUGCUCCAUAUUUUUGAAGGAGAAUAUCCAGUUUUUGCACGCCCUUGAGACUUUACUAGAAAUGCUUCACAUACUUGAAUGUAUCUUUUAAAAUAAUGGUUAGAAUCUUAUUUUCAAAAGUGUAGAAAGUUAUCACACAGCCCUC
This is a messenger RNA of Thamnophis elegans (Western terrestrial garter snake), 3772 nucleotides long. It is a transcript of the gene SELP, whose product is annotated as selectin P. NCBI's taxonomy places the organism in Eukaryota, Metazoa, Chordata, Lepidosauria, Squamata, Natricidae. Gene Ontology annotation, cellular component: external side of plasma membrane; membrane. The transcript is spliced from 20 exons. The record is from RefSeq and is a predicted model, not a curated record. Gene Ontology annotation, biological process: heterophilic cell-cell adhesion; leukocyte tethering or rolling; response to cytokine. Gene Ontology annotation, molecular function: sialic acid binding; oligosaccharide binding. The coding region runs from base 83 to 3091 and encodes 1002 amino acids.